Messenger RNA from Melopsittacus undulatus (budgerigar), 1247 nucleotides. It is a transcript of the gene AREG, whose product is annotated as amphiregulin. The transcript has 6 exons. The record is from RefSeq and is a predicted model, not a curated record. Gene Ontology annotation, biological process: positive regulation of cell population proliferation; epidermal growth factor receptor signaling pathway. Bases 90 to 746 code for a protein of 218 amino acids. Lineage: Eukaryota; Metazoa; Chordata; Aves; Psittaciformes; Psittaculidae. Gene Ontology annotation, molecular function: epidermal growth factor receptor binding; growth factor activity.
UGCACUGGUGUCGGUGUUACCGGUCGGCUGUGACACCACCGGCAGUGACACCCCCGCCUCUCCACCGCCGCCCGCCCCGGGGACCGCCGAUGCGCGCACUGGCGCUGAUCGUCGCGCUGGCCGUGCUGGCAGCCUGCCGGCCUGUCGCUGGGUCCUCGUCCAAUGCCACCGACCCGGAGAGGCUCGGGGGUCCUGGACAGAGGGAGCCCGAAACCCGCGAGGGUGAGGCCAUGUCCGGUCCCGACUACGAGGAGGAUGAGGAGUACGAAGAGGCGUUGCCCGUCCAUCAGUACAUAGUGGACGACUUGAUCCGAGUUGAACCAGUGGUUAAGCCCAAGCCAACAAAGAGGGGGGGUGAGAAGAAUGCUGGCAAAUCAAGAAGGAAGAAAAACAGAGGGAAAAACAAGAAGAAAGGGUCUCCCUGUGAAAUGGAAUACAAAAACUUUUGCAUCCAUGGUGAAUGCAUUUACCUAGAACAUCUGCAGAUGGUUACCUGCAAGUGUCAUCAGGAUUUUUUUGGUGAGCGCUGUGGUGAACAGUUCAUGAAGACUCAACGGAAGAAUGAUGUGGCAGACUACUCGAAGACUAUAUUGGUAGUGGUAGCUGUCCUGCUCUCAAGCAUCAGCUUCAUUACUGUACUUAUCAUUGUGAUAGUGCAGGUCAGGAAAAAGUGUCCUCAGUAUGAAGAGAAAGAAGAAAGGAAAAAACUUCGACAGGAAAACAGAAAUGGUCACGUUGGUGUGUAAAUGAAGAAAGAACAGAACAGUUCUGGUGUGGCCACUGCAAAGCUGCAGGGUACCUCUGGCUACCUGACACAUCCCCCUGGACACUGUGGGCUGGAGCUGUUGCCACUAAGCCCUGAUUCAUCCAGACAGAGGCUGCUGCAAGAAGAUCUCAACAUGCCACUUGCUGGUGAAUUGCUUACUGGGGAGGACAGUUACUGCUACAUCUAGUCACAAUUAUGUGGAAGGAGCUGCCACGACGUGGUAGAGGACCUGCUAGAGACUACUGCUGCUGAGCCCUCUCAUCGGUGCUGGAGCUCUGGUCUCUGCUCUUGUAUGGAUGGACUUUCUUCUGUUAGCAAGUCUCCUUUGGCAGCUCUAAAUCGAAGGGAGAGAGCUCAUUGUGGCCUUCAGGAAUGGAAAGAGGGGGGAAAAUUCCUUCCCUCUCUAAAAGUGGCAAAGGGAAGAGCUCUGUAUGGGUUCUCUCCCUAGACCUCAGCAAAUUAAAAACAUAAUUCUGCUGUC